Molecule: messenger RNA, 908 nt
Organism: Lycium barbarum (goji berry)
Lineage: Eukaryota; Viridiplantae; Streptophyta; Magnoliopsida; Solanales; Solanaceae
Product: mitochondrial ATP-independent inner membrane protease subunit 1a
Exons: 4
Coding region: 171-668 (165 amino acids)
Cellular component (GO): mitochondrial inner membrane peptidase complex; membrane
Molecular function (GO): serine-type endopeptidase activity
Source: RefSeq, a predicted model, not a curated record
UAGUAGUAAUAAAAUGUUCGUGUGACAUGGCUAGAGUUGGGAAUUUCUAAUGGAGUGGACGGUAACUUUUGACUGAAGAAAAGAAAAAUUACAGAUAUUGGCAGUUAAUUUGUGCAACUCUACAAAGUCCAAAAAUCGUAAUUUUCAUACCUUGAAGGUCCAAAAGGAUAAUGAGACUGCUUCACUACUUGAGUCAAUGGAAAUCCAAAGCCAAAGACGGAUUUCAGCAAUCACUUCUUAUUGCCAAAUUCCUCUGCUUAUUACACGUCACCAACAAUUACAUUUGCUCUCCUGUCAUGGUGUACGGUCCGAGUAUGUUACCGACCUUAAAUCUUACCGGUGAUGUUUUGUUGGCUGAACACGUGUCACCGUUGUUGGAUAAGGUGGGACCUGGAGAUGUAGUUCUUGUUCGGUCACCUGAUAACCCUAAAAAGACUGUAACUAAACGUAUUGUUGGUAUGGAAGGUGAUACUGUUACUUUUUUAGCUGACCCUUCAAGAAGUGACCGCUGUGUUACCUUAAAGGUUCCGAAGGGACAUGUUUGGAUUCAGGGAGAUAACAUUUAUGCUUCUAAGGAUUCACGGCAACUGGGGCCAAUACCUUGUGGCCUUAUCCUGGGAAAAGUUUUAUGUAGAGUGUGGCCGCCAGAGGGCUUUGGUUCGUUAUGACAAUAAAAACAAUGCAUUGUAUUGAAGAUAUACAAUUGAAAUGUGAUUCUUUAUCAGUCCUCCUUUCAUUAUUGCCUUCUUUCUGUGAAGAAUAAAUUUUGAAUAAUGAUUGCUAAUUCAUUUUCCUAAGGAUGCUUCAUUUCCUGUGGCUAAGUAGUUUUGAAGUGCUGAAGAGUGAAGAGUUUGUACAUAUUCUAAGGAAUAUUUGGUUGAAGCGAAUCUGAAUUUGAGUUUUAUGUA